Messenger RNA from Zasmidium cellare ATCC 36951, 1563 nucleotides. RefSeq lists its product as uncharacterized. Gene Ontology annotation, cellular component: membrane. The transcript has 5 exons. The coding region runs from base 1 to 1563 and encodes 520 amino acids. NCBI's taxonomy places the organism in Eukaryota, Fungi, Ascomycota, Dothideomycetes, Mycosphaerellales, Mycosphaerellaceae. Gene Ontology annotation, molecular function: transmembrane transporter activity. The record is from RefSeq and is a predicted model, not a curated record. Gene Ontology annotation, biological process: transmembrane transport.
AUGAGCGCUCACGGUCCACCCAGCGAACGUAUCUCCAACGAGGAGCCAAACAUGGACAAGCAGGCCACUGAGUUCCUCGACGAGAUCGAAGCGGCUCAAGAUGCUGGUAAGCCCAGCAGGGCACUUGAGGCUCCUCCUCUGGUCAGAGACAUGAGCCCGGCCGAUCGAGAGCGACUCGAGAAGAAGCUCGUUCGGAAGAUCGAUUUCAGACUGCUGCCACCAGUCAUUAUCAUGUACAUCAUGAAUUAUCUCGACAGAAAUAACAUCGCCACAGCACGACUCGCUGGUACUCCUGGUCUGGAAGAGGAUCUCAACAUGACGGACUCCCAAUACGAAACAUGUGUCUCGAUUCUUUUCGUCGGCUACAUCUUGAUGCAGAUUCCGUCAAACCUCUUCCUGAACAAGAUCGGCAAACCAGCCAUCUAUCUGCCCGCUUGCAUGGUGGUCUGGGGUUUCAUCAGUCUCGCAACCGCUCUUGCGAAGAAUUUCGCUGGCCUCGUGUCCAUUCGGUUCUUCCUCGGUUUUGUUGAAGCGGCGUACUUUCCAGGCUGCCUCUUCUACCUCUCUUGCUGGUAUACCCGUAAAGAGUUGGCUUUCAGAUCGGCUGUCCUGUACUCUGGAUCUUUGAUCUCUGGCGCUUUCGCUGGCCUGAUAGCAGCAGGCAUCACCAGUGGCAUGGACCGAAAGUUGGGCUUGCCCGCCUGGAAAUGGCUCUUCAUCAUUGAGGGAGCCGUCACGGUAGUCAUUGCUGUCAUAUGUCUCUUCAUUAUGCCCAAUUUUCCGAGAACAACUCCAUGGCUCAGCGAAGAGGAGCGCCAGCUUGCCGUAUGGCGCCUGCAAGAAGACAUCGGUGUCGAUGACUGGACUAGCAGCGAGGAGCAAUCGUUCUGGCACGGUAUGAUUCUGGCUUUCAAAGACAUCAAGGUCUGGAUCCUCAUGAUCUGUCUCUUGGGCAUUGUCUCUGCGGCUUCAGUCACGAACUUCUUCCCGUCUGUGGUGCAGAGUCUGGGCUACAGCAACUUGAUCUCACUGCUCUUGACUGCACCCCCUUACGUCCUGGCUGUUUUCACAGCGUUCGGAAACGCCAUCCAUGCGGACAAGACUGGAGAGCGGUUCCUGCACAUUAGCAUUCCGCUAUUGGUGGGAAUGGCUUCAUUCAUCCUUGCGGCCGCUACCACGGGUACUGCACCUCGCUACGUUGCUAUGAUGCUCAUGGUCCCCAGCAUUUACGCAGGUUACGUCAUCGUACUGGCAUGGAUCUCCAACACCAUCCCACGACCUCCAGCAAAACGUGCAGCAGCACUCGCCGCGAUUAACGCCGUCUCGAACGCAUCAUCCAUCUACGCCUCGUACAUGUACGGCGGUGCCCCUCGAUACAUCGUCGCAUUCUCAGUCAACUGCGCUACGCUCUUCUUGGCCAUCGUCAUGGCCGCAGUCCUCAGAAUCUUGCUAGUUCGCUUGAACAAGAAGCUCGAUCGUGGCGAGCCUGUCGAUGGAGCCAUCUCCGGUGCAUCCGUUGGCGAAGGCGAUGCCAUGAGAAAGGGCUUCCGAUUCCUCGUUUAG